AUGGUGAUACUGCUCAAGCAGGAAGUCAGCCGAGCUCUGUGCACAGUUGAUAAAUGCCAGCGUCCUCCCUGUCUUUCCUGCUCCACAGCCCCCGCUCUUGACGUGGACUGGCAGCACAACACUACCUUUGCCUCCUGUAGCACAGACAUGUGUAUUCAUGUAUGCAGACUCGGCUGUGACCGCCCAGUCAAAACCUUCCAAGGACACACAAAUGAGGUCAAUGCUAUCAAAUGGGAUCCUUCUGGAAUGUUGCUAGCAUCCUGCUCUGAUGACAUGACAUUAAAGAUCUGGAGCAUGAAGCAGGACACGUGUGUGCACGACCUGCAAGCUCACAGCAAAGAGAUAUACACCAUCAAGUGGAGUCCCACCGGGCCGGCCACCAGCAACCCCAGCUCCAACAUCAUGCUGGCGAGUGCUUCGUUUGACUCCACGGUCCGGCUGUGGGAUGUGGAGCGAGGGGUGUGUAUCCACACGCUGACCAAACACCACUUUGAAUUCCUAGAAAAGUUUCCUUUCAUUGGAUCGGGUGACCUCUGUGCACGUAUUAGUGGCAGUCUUGUCCAUAGCUACCGAGGCACCGGCGGCAUCUUUGAGGUGUGCUGGAACGCUCGUGGGGACAAAGUGGGCGCCAGUGCCUCUGACGGCUCCGUGUGUGUUUUAGAUCUCCGGAAGUAAACACAAAAUAUUAUAGAAAAACUCACGAGUUCUAGUGGACCAGCAGAGAACGUGUGGGGUCGUGGCCCUGUCCAGACACCAUUCUGUCAGCCCCAAACUGUACGAACUUGACUUGCGUUAGAGUGUACUUGGAAAUCAACUCGUCCCUGGCCACAGGAGUCUAUAUGUUUUCGUAAUCUUCAUCGAGAAGUUCCAAAACAAACAAGCAAAAACAAAAGCAUACACACAGUCACAUCAGAGGGGGAUGAGUGGCCUCCAGCCAGGACCUUCAGCCCAGGAAACAGGAAGCUAGACGUGCCCGGUGUGGUUUCCAUCCGGAAGAGGCUCUGAUGGCUGAACGGAAAACAAGAAAAAAGGAAGCUGUGCCAAAAAAGCAAAAACAGAAAACAAAGCAAAGAAGCAAAAUGCUGUGAUAAACCAGGAGGGGAAGCGUCCUCUCCUCGCGCUGGUGUUUUCUUUCCCCUGACAAUUGGGACACUACAGCUGCUCUGGAAAAGGAUGUUCAAAGACCAGUUUGUACCGAUUCGAUGUGCAGCUUUGUAAUCCCAACACUUUCUAUUUUCUAGAA
Molecule: messenger RNA, 1243 nt
Organism: Galeopterus variegatus (Sunda flying lemur)
Lineage: Eukaryota; Metazoa; Chordata; Mammalia; Dermoptera; Cynocephalidae
Product: F-box-like/WD repeat-containing protein TBL1X
Exons: 7
Coding region: 1-675 (224 amino acids)
Biological process (GO): regulation of transcription by RNA polymerase II
Cellular component (GO): histone deacetylase complex
Molecular function (GO): transcription corepressor activity; protein binding
Source: RefSeq, a predicted model, not a curated record